Messenger RNA from Dicentrarchus labrax (European seabass), 4338 nucleotides. RefSeq names its product endoplasmic reticulum to nucleus signaling 1 (gene ern1). Bases 193 to 3489 code for a protein of 1098 amino acids. Gene Ontology annotation, biological process: intrinsic apoptotic signaling pathway in response to endoplasmic reticulum stress; IRE1-mediated unfolded protein response; mRNA processing. Gene Ontology annotation, molecular function: ATP binding; RNA endonuclease activity; protein serine/threonine kinase activity. Gene Ontology annotation, cellular component: IRE1-TRAF2-ASK1 complex. The transcript has 22 exons. NCBI's taxonomy places the organism in Eukaryota, Metazoa, Chordata, Actinopteri, Moronidae. The record is from RefSeq and is a predicted model, not a curated record.
CACGAGUUUCAGUUCAGGAAGAAGCGGAUCUAACGUUGGUACCCAAAUGCCUGUGAACGUAACAGCGUUUUUAAAAAAUAUAUAACGUAACAUCUUGGUUGUGAGCCAAAAUCACGUUUUUUCAUAUGUAGUCUUCGGCCGUCCGGACCAGCUGUCUGCCCCCCCCCCAACCCCGGUUUGAGACCAGAUAAUAUGGACUGGACAGUGAGCGGUCGGACCCGGUUGUGGUGCGUUUUGGUGUUGCUGUGCUGCGCUCGUCUCCCUCAAAAGGGGUUUUGCAGUGCUAGCACAGUUUCCCUUCCUGAAAGCCUGCUCUUUGUGUCCACACUGGAUGGAAACCUGCACGCUGUUAGCAAGAAGUCAGGCUCUAUCAAAUGGACCCUGAAAGAAGAUCCAGUUCUUCAGGUCCCCACACAUGUGGCAGAACCAGCCUUUCUGCCUGACCCCAAUGAUGGCAGCCUGUACUCUCUGGGAGGAAAGAACAACGAAGGCCUCACAAAAUUACCGUUCACUAUCCCUGAGUUGGUCCAAGCUUCUCCCUGUCGCAGCUCUGAUGGAGUGCUUUACAUGGGUAAGAAGCAGGACCUGUGGUAUGUGGUGGACCUGUUGACUGGUGAGAAACAGCAGACCCUGACGUCCUCCUUUGCUGAGAUGCUGUGUCCGUCCUCAUCCCUUCUCUAUCUGGGACGCACAGAGUAUACCAUCACCAUGUAUGACACCAAGAGCAGAGAGCUGCGUUGGAAUGCCACCUAUUCUGACUACGCCUCCACCCUUCCCGACGACGACACCAAAUACAAGAUGGCUCACUUUGUGUCCAACGGCGACGGCCUCGUGGUGACUGUAGACAGCGAAUCAGGAGACGUUCAGUGGGUGCAGAACUAUAACUCGCCGGUGGUGGCCAUGUAUAUCUGGCAGCGAGAGGGCCUCCGCAAAGUUGCCCACACUAAUGUGGCCGUGGAAACCCUGCGCUAUCUCACCUUCAUGUCUGGAGAGGUUGGCCGCAUCACCCAGUGGAAAUACCCAUUUCCUAAAGAGAAGAAACCUAAAAACAAGUUCAUGGCCACUUUGUAUGUGGGUAAAUACUCCACCAGUCUGUAUGCCUCUCCCUCGCUGGUGCACGAUGGAGUCACUGUGGUGCCUCGUGGCAGCACAUUCCCCAUGCUGGAGGGUCCUGACAGCCAGGAGACUGAGGAGGACAAGGAGUGUGUUAUCACACCCAGCACCAGUGUCAAGUUCAAUGCUGCGCUCCGGGAAAGAAACCGUAUGAACUUCAUGAGGAACUACCUGCUGCUUAUAGGUCAUCAUGAGACGCCCCCCGAAGCUCACACCAAGAUCCUGGAGAAGUUCCCUGACAGCUUCCCUCGCAAUCAAGGCAACGUCAUCCCACCUACUACUGACAAGAAAGUUGAGGAGAAGGUGAAUGACAGUGGCAUGGAUGAUGGCCCCCCUUCUCCUCUGCCUGAAACAUCUAUCCAAGAACCUGGGACCAGUGGUCGCACUGUACGUCCAGAGGCCCCUGUGGACACUAUGCUCAAAGACAUGGCCACCAUCAUCUUCUCCACUUUCCUCCUGGCUGGCUGGGUGGCGUUUGUGAUUACCUACCCCAAAAGUGUUCACAAGCAGCAGCAGCUGCAGCACCAGGAGUUCCAGAGGCAGAUGGAGGAGAGGUUGGAGCUGCUCCAGAGACAGCAGCCGUUCCCCCCUGCAGAUGUGGGCCUGGGCUUGGUCCCAGAGAGCGACUAUCUUGAGGUGGCCCGCACUCGCUCCGAAUGCUCAGACCACAGCAGCCCCAACGUCACCCCUCGCGCCUCCAACCACUCCAACCUGUCUGUGUCUGAGCUGGGAAGCUCUGCCAAUGAGCAUGAAGAUGGAGAGGAAGACUCCAAUAUUGUCAGAGUGGGCAACAUAACUUUCCGUCCCAAAGAGGUCCUGGGUCACGGUGCUGAGGGCACCAUUGUGUACAAGGGUCAGUUUGACAACCGUCCAGUGGCAGUGAAGAGAAUUCUCCCAGAGUGCUUCAGCUUUGCAGACCGGGAAGUCCAGCUGCUGAGGGAGUCCGACGAGCACCCAAACGUCAUCCGCUACUUCUGCACGGAGAGGGACCGUCAGUUCCAGUACAUCGCCAUUGAGCUGUGUGCUGCCUCACUUCAGGAGUAUGUGGAGAGGAAGGAUUUUGACCGUCAUGGACUAGAGCCAGUUAUGCUUCUUCAGCAGACCAUGUCAGGACUGGCCCACCUGCACUCUCUAAACAUAGUUCACAGAGACCUGAAACCCCACAACAUCCUUGUGUCCAUGCCCAACGCCCACGGUCGGGUCCGGGCCAUGAUCUCAGACUUUGGUUUAUGUAAGAAGCUGGCAGUGGGCCGCCACAGUUUCAGUAGAAGGUCUGGGGUGCCGGGCACUGAGGGGUGGAUCGCCCCCGAGGUUCUCAGUGAGGACUGCAAAGACAACCCGACCUGCGUUGUUGAUAUCUUCUCUGCUGGUUGUGUGUUCUACUACGUGGUAUCUCAGGGAAGUCACCCCUUUGGCAAGUCUCUGCAGAGGCAAGCAAACAUCCUACUGGGCACAUACAGCCUCGACCAUCUGCAAACAGACAAACAUGGGGACAUUGUAGCCAGAGAUCUAAUAGAGCAGAUGUUGAGCAUGGAGCCCCACAGGAGGCCUUCAGCUGAGAGUGUACUCAAACACCCUUUCUUCUGGAGCCUGGAGAAGGAGCUGCAGUUCUUUCAGGAUGUGAGCGACAGAAUAGAAAAGGAGCCGCUGGACGGACCAAUCGUGAGGCAGCUGGAGAGAGGAGGGAGGGCUGUUGUCAAGGGUGACUGGAGAGAGCACAUCACAGUGCCACUGCAGACAGAUCUGCGGAAAUUUCGCUCCUAUAAGGGCGGGUCAGUCAGAGACCUGCUGCGUGCGAUGAGAAACAAGAAACACCAUUACCGAGAGUUGCCUGCUGAAGUACAGGAGACUCUGGGCUCCAUCCCUGAUGACUUUGUCUCCUACUUCACCUCCCGCUUCCCCCACCUCCUAAUGCACACCUACCUGGCAAUGCGGACCUGUGCAUCUGAGAGGCCAUUCCUGCCUUAUUACUCCGCUGCAGAGCAGCUUGCAAAAACACAAGCCCAGUACACAUAUUUUGGACCACAGAGACAAAAUGAGCUGUGCACUCAACACCUGCCAACACACACAUCAUCACCCUCCUUACAACCCCAGGAACCUACACAUUCUUCACAGCCUGUGCAGGUCUCUCACACAACCCCUGCAGAGUCAGUGCCCUGUACAUCACCAGAUGAGCCUGUAUCCUCACAUUUGCCAGUUCAGACAGUGCAGCCGGAAGCGCCAGCACUGUCCACACAGACUGACUUACACAUUGAAGCAGUGAACCCCACAUUUGCCUCAGAAUCACCUACAGAUCCUCUCAGACAAAGAGAAUCCAGUCCAUCUGAGGUACACACUCUGCCAGAUUCUCCUACACUGAACAGUGAACCAGUGUGAACUGGACCAGAGUCAGGUGGACCCAGCACAGACGGGAGCAACGCCUUCGAGAGUGGACACAAAGUGGGACUCAAUUGCUGCACCGUGAGCUGGUGAGGACCAGGCCUGCAGUGCCUGGGAUCCACUGCCGGGCGCAGCGGUUGCACCCUUAGUUAAGUGCCUUCUGCUCACCUGGGUUAACAUGUUCCCCAACAGAACCGUCCACAAGUCUGUCUCUGCCUCAAGGAACUCGGACAACCAACAGGGUGUUGUUGAACAUUAUCUUGUAGCAGGACUGAGCAAAGAGAAUCUUUCUUUUUUUACUUUAUAGUGGCAUGUCCAAAAGAAAAUGUGUUUGUCCCAAAAAUAUUUGGCCUCUAUUGUGGGAAACAUGUCUGGAUGUUGUUGAACACUUGGGUAGUUUUAUUGUGCAAUGUUGUAUUUCUGAGUGAGCCUGUUCACUGCACAGAUACUGUAUGUAUAUUUUUGUAUAGACUGAUUCAGAAUUUGGAUCAUUGAUGAUAAAUCAUUUAAUGUGGCCGAUGUGCCUUUUUUUUUUUAAAUAUCACUGUGCUGUAUGGGUACAGAUCUAUAAAAUUAACUAUGCUAAAUGUGCUUGAUUACAGUUAAUGCUGCUAGACUGCUUCUCUUUUGUCAAUCAAUUGUGCUGACACGAUAAGAGUGGACUGUUCCAAAGGGUGUUCAGGGUGGCGUCUGAAUACAGUAGGUAAUUUUAUUCUAUGUGAUUAUGCAGUCAAAAAUGAGAUUAGAGGUCAGGCUGCAGAACUCUCAUGUAAAAUAACUUUUUAAGGGUGUCAAACGUGAGUUAAUGACUUGCACAUUAAAUUCUAUUUUUUUUUAUACUAAAAA